AUGACAUCCUCAUUGCCCAACGAACUCAUAACGGAACCCGAUUCACGCCGUAAGAUUGGUGUGAAAGGAGAUGUUCUUCUCGAAACACCUUAUUGGAAUAAAGGAACUGCAUUCACAGCCAAGGAGCGUGAGGAGUUUGAUCUUAUCGGGAGGCUCCCCUAUCGUGUCAAUACACUCGACCAGCAAUGCGAGCGCGCUUGGAGACAACUUGAAAUUCGCGAGACACCUAUGCGAAAGAAUUCAUUCUUGCAGAGUUUGAAGGCUCAAAAUUGGGUGCUCUACUAUGCCCUCAUCUUGCGCCACCUGAGGGAACUCAUACCCAUAAUAUACACGCCAACUGAGGCCGAAGCCAUCUCCAACUACAGUACCCUUUUCCGCCGGUCUGAAGGAUUGUAUCUUUCUUUCCCCAAUGCUCACCGGAUGGAAGAAGAUUAUCUAUCCCAGACCAGAAACAUGGAGAUUGAGUUGAUCAGCACGGCCAAAGCAGCCAUAUACACAUUGGUCGGAGGUGUGCAUCCUGCCAAAGCCCUUCCCGUUGUCCUCGACGUCGGGACAGACAACGAGCAUCUGUUAAACGACCCUCUGUAUGUCGGUUGGCCGGAACGGCGAGUGACCGGAGACCAGUAUGACGACUUUGUCGACAAAUUCGUUCAACUCGUUAGAAGGCAUCAUCCACACUGCCUGCUUCACUUUGAAGAUUUCGGUGUAGAAAAUGCUGAGAGGCUGUUGGAGAAAUAUCGUGAGACACAUGCAGUAUUCAACGAUGACGUACAAGGCACUGGAGCAGUAACACUUGCCGCUCUCACGGCUGCAUGUCAUGUAACGAAGUCAAAGCUUUCUCAUCAAAGGAUCGUUGUCUAUGGUGCUGGAUCUGCAGGUCUAGGAAUUACGCACCAACUUCGUGAGGCAAUUAUUCAAGAAACCGGCCUUCCCCAUGAAGAAGCCUCCAAAAGAUUCUAUCUUAUUGACAAGGCAGGCCUUAUCACCGAGUCUGUGGCACGUCAAACGCACCUUCGAAGAGGUCUUUUGGAUUUCGUCCGCCCGGACACAGAAUGGACCGAUGUGAAGAAGGACGAUAAUGGUGCAAUCCGACUUCUCGAAGUCGUCAAAAAAAUUAAGCCCACAGUCUUGAUCGGAACGUCCACGCACGGGGGAGCCUUCACGAGAGACAUAGUGGCAGCCAUGAGUGAAGGUGUCGAGAGGCCGAUCAUCUUCCCGCUUUCGAACCCAAGUCGCCUGGCUGAAGUUGAUCCGAAGGAUGCGAAUGAAUGGAGCGACGAUAAGGCGCUGUUGGCUACGGGGUCACCAUUUCCGGCGGUUAAGAUGAAGAGUGGUAAAGAAUACCAGAUAGCAGAAUGCAACAAUGCUCUGAUCUAUCCAGGUCUUGGAUACGGCAGCAUGAUCAGCAAGGCCAGACAGAUGUCGAAUGAAAUGAUCGUCGCUGGGACACAAGCCCUUGCUAAAUUAUCCCCAGCCCUUAGAGACCCUGAUCUCUCACUACUUCCAGACUUCGAGGAUGCGCGCGCCGCCAAUACUGAAGUCGCGGUGGCCGUGGCAACUCAAGCGAUCAAGGAUGGAUUGGCGGACGUCGAUUGGGGUGUUGAUGAAGUGAGGGAAAAGGUUGAGGAGAAAAUGUGGGUGGCGGAGUAUGAGGAGUACGGAUGGGAUGCGGAUGGGGAGAAGUUGUGA
Cantharellus anzutake is the source of this 1689-nucleotide messenger RNA. RefSeq lists its product as uncharacterized. The transcript is spliced from 14 exons. The record is from RefSeq and is a predicted model, not a curated record. Gene Ontology annotation, molecular function: NAD binding; malate dehydrogenase (decarboxylating) (NAD+) activity. Lineage: Eukaryota; Fungi; Basidiomycota; Agaricomycetes; Cantharellales; Hydnaceae. Gene Ontology annotation, cellular component: mitochondrion. Gene Ontology annotation, biological process: malate metabolic process; pyruvate metabolic process. Bases 1 to 1689 code for a protein of 562 amino acids.